Amaranthus tricolor (Joseph's coat) is the source of this 7418-nucleotide messenger RNA. RefSeq lists its product as uncharacterized. Gene Ontology annotation, molecular function: molecular adaptor activity. NCBI's taxonomy places the organism in Eukaryota, Viridiplantae, Streptophyta, Magnoliopsida, Caryophyllales, Amaranthaceae. Gene Ontology annotation, biological process: nuclear-transcribed mRNA catabolic process, deadenylation-dependent decay. The record is from RefSeq and is a predicted model, not a curated record. Bases 138 to 7283 code for a protein of 2381 amino acids. Gene Ontology annotation, cellular component: P-body; CCR4-NOT core complex. The transcript has 51 exons.
GUCGAUUUUUCUUUUGUUCUUUAUUUCUUCAACUCCUCCCUCCUCCCGCAGAUCCACCACAAAAUUUCUUUAAUUUCUAUCUCCCUUCUCAAAAACCCUAAUAAAAAUUUUGCGUUCUUCUUCAUCAAUCUUCUGCGAUGAAGGAGUUUUCAUCGACGAUCUCCACCCAUAUUCGUUUUCUUCUGCAGAGUUUGAAUGGAUCCAACUCUGACUCUGUGAUUCGAGAGCUUACUGAGUUAGCGGAACAUGGAUUAGAAGGAAGCUUAUUGAUCUUGCAGACCUGCUUGGAUUGCAUGCAUUUAAAUGGGGCAGAUGUGAAGAAUGUCAAUUUACACUCAGUUAUCUCAUCUGUUUUUAGAUUCAUUAUGGACAAACCAAACUUCAGUACCGUCCUUUGUCAGUCUCUUAAAAACAUUGCUAUUAAAGAUGGAUUCCUAGAUGAUUUAUCAACUGCAUUGUCUCUUUCUAUUUCUGAAAAAAUUGCUACUGGUCUUGCAUUGUCGGAGAGUGAGAGUCCGGAAGCCAGACUGAUAGGGACAAAUUUCUGCAUGAAUCAGAUUGAGGGACUGUUUGCUAAUCCGAGUACCAUUGAAUCCACUGAGAAAAUCCAGAAUAUAUUUAUGUUCCUACAUCAAUGUGAGGGUCUCUCAAAGCAUGUUGAUACCUUUACACAGAUGCUGAGUUUAAUGCAGCUGAAAGAAGGUGUUCCAUUUGUUUUGGCUCCAAUGUUCCCAGAUGACCUGAGUGACACUAAAUUUCUCAGGAGCAUGGAUUUAUUUUACGAUGCUAAUGAAGAUGACUUUGAUGCUAUUGUUGCUGAAAUGGAGAAAGAGAUCAGUAUGGCAGAUAUCAUGAAAGAACUGGGCUAUGGAUGCACUACCAAUGCUGCAAAAUGCAAGGAAUUAUUGUCACUUUUUAUGCCACUCACUGAAGCAACCAUUGCAAGGAUACUUGGCAUAGUUGUUCGUACUCAUGCUGGUCUUGAGGAUAAUGCCACUACAUUUUCGUCUUUCUUAUCCGCAAUUGGUAGCAGUCCAUUAUCUGAUAUUCCAUGCCCCAGUUCAUGGGAUGUCAGUAUCCUUGUUGAGACAAUUAAGCAACUUGCACCCGAAACUAACUGGGUUGGGGUUAUGGAGAAUUUGGACCACGUGGGAUUCUAUAUUCCUAAUGAGAAUGCCUUCUCAUUUUUUAUUGCUAUUUACAAGCAUGCCUGUCAAGACUCCUUUCCGUUGAAUGCUAUUUGUGGGUCAGUUUGGAAGAACUCUGAGGGGCAAUUGUCCCUUCUUAAGUAUGCAGUAUUUGCACCACCUGAAUUAUUUACCUUUUCUCAUUCAGUUAGGCAACUGGUUUAUGUUGAUGUAGCCCAUGUGCUAAAAUCUCAACCCGAGCAGUUCAAUCAUGCAUGGUUAUGUCUUGAUCUUUUGGAUGUACUGUGCCAAUUGGCUGAGAGGGGUCAUGCUGCUACUAUCCAGUUAAUGCUUGAGUAUCCUCUUAAGCACUUUCCUGAGUUGCUACUACUUGGACUAGCACAAAUUCAAACACCUUAUAAUCUUCUUCAACAUGAAGUUUCCUCAUUUGUUCUACCAAGGAUAAUUGCUAAUGCAGGUAGAACAGAAGUAAUCCAUCACCUUUGGCAGAUCAACAAUUGUCUGGUAUUGCGUGGAUUUGCUGAUUUAGUGAUUAAUGAUUGCGACAACAUUCACAGGGUUUUAGAAAUAUGCCAGGAAACAAAGAUUCUCAACCAUGUCUUGGAGCGGAUGCCUUUUUCUUCUGCCAUCAAAUUGGCAGCAUUUGCUUCUGAAAAGGAUUGUUUAGAUCUUGAGAGAUGGUUGUGUGAUAAUCUAAUGACAAGUAAAGACACCUUUUUAAAGGAGUGCUUGAAGUAUCUCAAAGAGGUUCGAUCUCGAACAACAUCAGAAGAGAACGCUAACAGACUGCAUCAAACUGCUUCACCUGCUAAUAGCUCUCAGAGUGCUUCGGUUAUCUUGAAGGUCCUUCAAGCUAAUGCUUCCACAAUGUCCUCCAAAAGUCUUUGUGAAGAAAUUGAUAAAUUGCAAAUAUCUCUUUUAAGUGGAAACUUGGCUCCGCAGAAUGAGGGUGUUAUUGAUUCACCCUCUUCAAAUUAUUCGGAUGAUAUCGAAGCAGAGGCAAACUCUUAUUUUCAGUUGAUGUUUUCCGAGCAGCUUACUAUUGAUGGGAUGGUUGAAAUGCUUGCGCGUUUCAAAGAAUCCUCUGAGAAAAGAGAACAAUCCAUCUUUGAGUGUAUGAUCUCCAAUCUGUUUGAAGAAUAUAGGUUUUUCCCUAAAUAUCCUGAAAGGCAGCUUGGAAUUGCUGCUGUAUUAUUAGGCUGUCUCAUCAAGAAUCAGCUAGUAACUCAUCUGACUCUUGGUAUUGCACUUCGUUGUGUUUUGGAUGCGUUGAGAAAGCCUGCUGAUUCUAAGAUGUUUGCGUUUGGUACCAGGGCUUUGGAGAAGUUUGUCAGUCGUCUGGAUGAGUGGCCCCAAUAUUGUAAUCAUAUCUUGCAGAUAUCUCACCUUCGUGGCUCUCACCCUGAACUUGUUGCAUAUAUUGAAGGCGUUCUUGCCCGAAAAUCUCAUGGUGGAAAUGGUGCUGUUGAUCAACUAAAUAUGUCGUCUCUUGGAACACCUGGCAUUGAGAUAAUCAAAUCUACUACUUCACAAUUGAGGCAGCCACUGUCAUCUCCGUUACCAGUUCAAUCUAGGUCUGCAGGUCUGAUUGAUGAUGGAAAUAAGACAAACUCUAAUAUGAAUAUCAUCACAAAGCCAUUUGUAGCUGCUUCGGUCCAAUCUACUAAUACAUCUUUAGCUGAUGCGGUUGGUGUUGCGAAGAUACCAAGUUCACAGCCUGGGCCUGGAGCACUGUUGUCUAAUAAUCCUGCUCGAAACCGAGGAGUUACUAAUGCUCGUUUUGGUUCUGCCUUGAACAUAGAGACCCUCCUUGCUGCUGCAGAGCAAAGACAAACUCCUAUAGAGCCGUCAUCUGAGAUUCAGGACAAAAUUUCAUUCAUUAUUAACAACAUUGCUGUUACUAAUGUGGAAGCCAAAGCUAAAGAAUUCUCUGACAUCUUAAAGGAUGAGUAUUUUCCCUGGUUUGCACAAUAUAUGGUGAUGAAAAGGGCUAGCAUUGAACCAAACUUUCACGAGUUGUAUCUUAAGUUUCUAGAUAAGGUUGAUUCUAAAGCCCUGAACAAGGAUAUUGUUCAAGCAACAUAUGAAAAUUGCAAGGUUCUUUUAGGUUCGGAGCUAAUAAAGUCGAGUUCUGAAGAGCGUUCUUUAUUAAAGAAUUUGGGAAGCUGGCUUGGGAAACUUACAAUAGGUAGAAAUAAAGUUCUAAGGUACCUGGAACUGGAUCCCAAAUCUUUGAUUAUAGAGGCUUAUGAGAAAGGAUUGAUGAUUGCUGUGAUUCCUUUUACUUCCAAGAUUCUUGAACCAUGUCAAAGUAGUGUAGCGUACAAACCUCCAAAUCCUUGGACAAUGGGGAUACUUGCCUUGCUUGCUGAAAUCUAUGCGAUGCCAAACUUGAAGAUGAACCUUAAAUUUGACAUUGAGGUGUUGUUUAAAAAUCUGGGGGUUCAAAUAAAAGAAGUGACCCCAACAUCUUUGUUGAGAGUCCGUGCUCGGAUAAUUGAAGGAAAUCCUGAUUUUUCGAACAAAGAUUUUACUGCAACUCAUCCAUCCAUUUCUUCUGAAGAUCAAGUGUUAAUACCUGAGCCCGUUGAGCCUCCUAAAGCUCAACUUUCAGUUCCAUUAUCUCCAUUUGCUGUUCCUUCUGAGGAUGAUAAAGUGGGUAGCAUGGGGUUUUCUGAUCAGCUUCCUUCAGGUCCAGGGUUGCUACAAUCUACUGGUUCUCAAUCACCAUACAACAUGAAUCAGUUACCUCUUUCAAUUCCAAAUCUUGGGGUACAUGUUGUUGUGAAUCCAAAGCUCAAUCCCCUGGGCCUUCAUGUACACUUUCAAAGAGUGCUUCCGCUUGCCAUGGAUAGAGCCAUCAAGGAGAUUGUGCCUGGAAUAGUGCAGCGUAGUGUUUCCAUUGCUACUCAAACAACUAAAGAACUUGUUGCUAAGGAUUAUGCUUUGGAGUCUGAGGAGGUACGUAUAUAUAAUGCUGCACAUCUGAUGGUUGCUAGUCUUGCUGGAAGCCUAGCUCAUGUGACUUGCAAGGAACCAUUGCGUGGCUCAAUAUCAAGUCAGUUACGUAAUAUGCUUCAGGGGGUAACGAUUGGCAGUGAUAUUCUAGAGCAGUACGUGCAACUAGUGACCAAUGAUAACCUUGAUCUGGGUUGUGCAAUGAUUGAACAAGCGGCAACAGAGAAGGCUGUACAAACUGUUGAUGGGGAAAUCUCGCAACAACUAUCUUUGAGAAGGAAGCACAGAGAAACUCUUGGUUCCUCGAUAUACGAUGCUACCGUAUAUGCGCAAGGUCCUAUGGGUGUCCUGCCUGAGACUCUUCGUCCUACCCCUGGACGUUUGUCUGUUUCCCAGCAACGCGUUUAUGAGGAUUUUGUGCGUUAUCCCUGGCAAAACCAGCAGCCAAGUCAAAGUGCUAAUGCUAUACUUGCUGCUCAUUCCCCUUCACUUGGUGGUGGGAGCUUCCCACGCUCAUUCAGUUCAUCUUCAGGACAACCAAGUGCAGCGAUUGUCUACUCUGGACUAGGAAAUACAACUUUUGCUGGUAUGCAAUCUGGUGACCUUGUUCCUGAAGAGAUGGAACCAUCUUCGACUCAUUUAUUAAGCCCUGCUAUUAGCCAGAUUAGAAUUUCUGAUAAUGUGGGUUCACAGCGCUCUGAAAUCGAAUCAAUUUUACUGACUUCUGGUUCAUCGACUCUGGAAACGCGACCAAUUGAAUCCUUUACAAAUAUUAAGGAAUCUGGAAUAACCUCUCAGCCACUACCUAUGGGAUCUACACCUGUUGGGACUAGUCUCAUGGAAGCUUUAUUAACUACUGGAGAAGCGCUGGAAAAAUACCAGCUAGUUGCACAGAAGCUAGAAGCUGCAGUCAUUAAUGAUGGCAGAGAAGCUGAGAUUCAGUCUAUUGUUUUGGAGGUUCCACAGAUCAUACUAAGAUGUGUCAGUCGAGAUGAAGCUGCUCUAGCAGUUUCACAAAAGGUUUUCAAGGCUUUGUAUGAGAGUGGAAGCAAUAGUUUGCACAUUGCUGCUUUUAUUGCUAUUUUAGCUGCUAUUCGUGAUGUUUGUAAGCUUGUGGUGAAGGAGCUCACUAGCUGGGUGAUUUUUUCAGAUGAAGAACGCAAGUACAAUAAAGAUAUUACUGUUGGACUUAUUAGGAGGGAUUUGCUGAACUUGGCUGAAUAUAGUAUUCAUAUGGCAAAGCUUCUUGAUGGAGGAAGGAAUAAGCCUGCGACAGAAUUUGCUACUUCCCUUCUCCAAGCGUUGAUGAAUGAAGAACCUAAGGUCCUAUCAGAGCUCCAGAUUUUAGUUGAAACCCUCACAAAGCUUGCUGCAAGGCCAGAGUCUCCUGAGAUGUUGCAGCAACUAGUUGAAACUGUGAAGAACCCGGCUGCUUCUGUUGGUUCCAUUACCAGUCCUAGUAUUGGAAAAGAUGAUAAGAACAGACAAACAAGAGACCAAAAGGUCCCUCUAUCUGUGGUAAGUAGGGGAGACUACAGCAAUGUUGAAGUCAUGGAGCUAGAUGCGGGCUUUCAGAAGCAGGUUUCUCUUCUUUUUGCCGAGUGGUACCGUACAUGUGAAGCUACUAGUGGAAACGAUUCUGUUGGAAAAUUCAUUUUAAAACUGCAUCAUAGUGGUUUUCUUAGAGGGGAUGAUAUUACUGAUCACUUCUUCCGUAUUCUUUUGGAAAUUUCUGUGUCACAUUUUGGUGAGGUCACACAAUCAUCUCAGCAAGUGCAGUCUUCCUUCCUUGCCAUUGACAUUUAUGCUAAACUAGUAUAUUCAAUAUUGAAGCAUUGUCCAGUGGAUCAGGGAUCUAGCAAAUUCUUCCUCUUACCAAAGAUUUUAUCGGUAACCGUAAGAUCAAUUCAAAAAGAUGCUGAUGAAAAGAAAGAGGACUUUCAUCCAAGACCAUAUUAUAGGCUAUUCAUUGAUUGGCUUUCGGACUUCCCUUCAUUAGAUCCUGUGCAUGAUGGUGUUAAUUUCCAGAUUGUUUCAGCUUUUGCAAAUGCAUUUCAUGCUUUGCAGCCCCUUAAAAUACCUCAUUUCAGCUUUGCAUGGCUUGAGCUGGUUAGCCACAGGACUUUCAUGCCUAAAUUGCUAGCUGGCAACUCUCAGAAGGGGUGGCCUUUUCUACACCGCUUGUUGGUGGAUCUGUUCCUGUUCAUGGAACCUUUCUUGAGAAAUGCUGAAAUGGGAGAUUUGAUACGCUUUCUGUAUAAAGGAACUCUGCGAGUACUGCUGGUGCUGCUACAUGAUUUUCCAGAAUUCUUGUGUGACUAUCAUUUCAGUUUUUGUGAUGUUAUUCCUCCCAGCUGCAUACAGAUGCGAAAUAUUAUUCUCAGUGCCUUUCCUCGCAACAUGAGACUUCCUGAUCCUUCAACUCCAAAUUUGAAAAUUGAUUUGCUGGAAGAGAUGAGCCAAGCACCUCGCAUAUUAUCCGAAGCUGAUGCAGCUCUGAAGGCAUAUCAGAUGAAAGCUGAUGUUGAUGAGCAUAUUAGGACAAGGCAGCAACUUCAGACAAGGCAGCAAACGUCUCCAUUCUUGAGUGAAUUGAAGCAGAGAGUAUUGCUUCCAUCUAAUGAAUAUCCACAUGCUGGGACUCGUUACAAUGUUCCUCUAAUCAAUUCACUUGUGCUCUAUGUUGGGAUGCAGGCAACUCAGCUACUUGAAGCACAAAAUCGCUCCCAACCUCACUCGGUGAACAGUGAUCCUUUGGUAGUUAAAGGAGCUUUAGAUAUUUUCCAAACAUUAAUAAGGGAUUUGGAUACAGAGGGUCGCUAUCUGCUUCUAAAUGCGAUUGCUAACCAGUUGCGUUAUCCAAAUACUCACACACACUACUUCUCUGUCAUCCUCCUCUACCUAUUUUCUGACUCGCACCAGGAAAUUAUUCAGGAACAAAUUACUAGAGUACUGUUGGAAAGGCUAAUUGUUAAUAGGCCACAUCCGUGGGGACUGCUGAUUACAUUCAUUGAACUAAUCAAGAACCCUGGAUACCAUUUCUGGAAUCGCUCCUUCACUAGGUGUGCACCUGAAAUCGAAAAAUUGUUUGAAUCGGUUUCUAGAUCAUGUGGGGGGCCAAAGCCUGUUAACGAAAGCUUGAUCGGCUCAGGAGGAUUGUCCGAUAACGCACAUUAAUUCAAUUUUUUAAACUGUUGUGUAGGGUUAGAACUAAGAAAAAUAGUCUGUAACAUGUAAUUUGAUCUCUUUUUGUACAACAGUGUGAAUAUACAUAUUUGGAUUUAGUAGCAUAACAGAUGCGUAUGACAAGUA